GGCGCGCUAAAAAGUCCGCUCACAAGCAGCGGAGACGUGCAUGGAUGAAACAAGUCCUGUCUUCACUCCUCAGUCUUCACCUGCGCGGAGCGGACACUGGGGGCCUAAAGAAGACAGGUGGCGUCAAUAAGCGAAGGAACGCGCGGUUCCCUGCCCCGUGCGCCAUGCCGCCUGCACUCCCCGCCGCCUGACGCGCCCUCAGCCGACGCGGCCGCGACCAUGAAGACGACGCGCAAGUGUCGCGCUCUUCUGUCGGUGGGCCUGAACCUGGUGGCGCUGCUGUUCUCCACCACGGCCUUCAUCACCACGUACUGGUGCGAGGGCACACAGCGGGUACCCAAGCCCAACUGCAGCGCGCAGCGGCGCCACAAUUGCAUCGACUACGGUGUCAACGAGACGGACCAGAGCAAGGUGCAUUACAGCUGGGAGACCGGCGACGACCGCUUCCUCUUCAGACGCUUCCACACCGGAAUCUGGUACUCGUGCGAGGAGAACAUCCACGAGGCAGGUGAGAAGUGCCGCAGCUUCAUUGACCUGGCCCCCGCCUCGGAAAGAGGCGUGCUGUGGCUGUCGGUGGUGUCAGAGGUUCUGUACAUCCUGCUGCUGGUGGUGGGCUUCAGCCUCAUGUGCUUGGAGCUUUUCCACUCCAGCAACGUCAUCGACGGACUCAAGCUCAACGCCUUUGCCGCCGUCUUCACCGUGCUGUCCGGUCUUCUUGGAAUGGUGGCCCACAUGAUGUACACACAAGUGUUCCAGAUCACUGUCAGUCUAGGUCCUGAAGACUGGAGGCCUCACAGUUGGGAUUAUGGAUGGUCUUUCUGCAUGGCGUGGGGCUCCUUCACAUGCUGCAUGGCUGCCUCGGUCACCACGCUCAACUCCUACACCAAGACAGUCAUCGAAUUCCGCCACAAGCGCAAACUCUUCGAGCAGGGUCUCCGCGAGGAGCAGAACUUCCUGGAUCAGGAGGCCUUCCACUACUUCCGAGAGCGCUCCCUGCAGUCCAUCUCGGGCACCCUGGACGUCUACCCGGGCCCCGGGGGCAUCCCCGGGGGUAUCUCCGGUCCCCCACCGGAUCAGACGGCGGGUCGGACCAAGAUGAGGACCGCCUCCAUUGAUUUGGGCGAGAACACGGACUCGCUGGGGGAGGAGCAGUGCUGAAGGAGAGGCAGAACCUGGACCCGGUUCUGAUACUACAAUAUGAAUGUGUAGCUGCCUUGAGUAAAAAAAGAUUUGACUAGACAAACGGCAAUAGCAAUGACUUGACAGACUUGAAUUGUACAUUGUUGAUACAAAAUAUGACAUAGCAUAAUA
Syngnathus typhle (broad-nosed pipefish) is the source of this 1311-nucleotide messenger RNA. RefSeq names its product gsg1-like (gene gsg1l). NCBI's taxonomy places the organism in Eukaryota, Metazoa, Chordata, Actinopteri, Syngnathiformes, Syngnathidae. The transcript has 5 exons. The coding region runs from base 220 to 1158 and encodes 312 amino acids. Gene Ontology annotation, cellular component: plasma membrane. The record is from RefSeq and is a predicted model, not a curated record.